CGGCAGGGGCGGCUAGGUCACCUGAUCCGGACUUCGGCGGUGCAAUGGCGGCGCCCUUGCUCCGGUGGGGCUGUCCUGGAAGACGCUGGGCUUUAGUGUGGAUUGACCGCGGGUCCCGCCUCCGAAGUAGGACUCCGACUCUGCCCACGACCGAGAGGACGAGGGGACAGAGUUCAGGGACUCAGCAGCCCCUCCACACGGCCCAGAAGUCGAGAAAAGGUGAACACAAAUGGGCAGCUGUGGUAGGAUUGGAAAUUCAUGCCCAGAUUUCCUCCAACUCUAAACUCUUCUCUGGAUCUCAAGUGUGUUUUGCAGCACCUCCAAAUUCUUCGGUUUCUUUUUUUGAUGCAUCUCUGCCUGGAACUUUGCCGUCCCUAGUCACUUGGCCCAGCUGCUUUGGACCUAUGGCAGUAUAUCACAUCAUCCUGGGAACAUCUAGCAGAGGAAGCAUAUUCAACUCAUGGCAGCCAGGAAGUGAAAGAGAGAGAAAGGAAGAGGUUCUCAACAGGAGAUGUGUAGAAGCUGCAGUGAUGACAGGCUUGGCACUGAACUGCCACAUAAACAAGAAGUCCUUAUUUGACAGGAAGCACUACUUCUAUGCAGACCUUCCGGCAGGUUACCAGAUAACCCAGCAGAGGCUCCCGAUUGCUGCCAAUGGGAGCUUGACAUACGGCGUCUGCAUAGGAAAGAAGCAGAGUCAGAUGGCCAAGACCGUGAGGAUCAAGCAGAUCCAGUUGGAGCAGGACAGUGGCAAAAGCCUCCACGAUGACUUGAGGUCCCAGACACUCAUCGAUUUGAACAGAGCGGGAGUUGGCCUUCUGGAAGUGGUCCUGGAGCCUGACCUGUGCUGUGGAGAAGAGGCAGCCACAGCUGUCAGGGAGUUGCAGCUGAUCCUUCAAGCCCUAGGAACCAGCCAGGCAAACAUGGCAGAGGGCCAGCUGAGAGUAGAUGCCAAUAUAUCUGUUCAUCACCCUGGGGAGACUUUGGGAGUCCGGACUGAAGUGAAGAAUCUCAACAGCAUCAGGUUCUUGGCCAAAGCUAUAGACUACGAGAUUCAGAGGCAAAUCAAUGAGCUUGAGAAUGGAGGUGAAAUUCUGAAUGAAACUCGUUCAUUUGAUUCCAAGCUGGGGUGCACCGUGCCAAUGAGGGACAAAGAAGGAAAACAGGACUACAGGUUUAUGCCGGAGCCCAACCUGCCUCCUCUGGUACUCUAUAACUCCACGUCUCUGCCUGCACAUGCCGACAUUCAGCAAGUGGUCAACAUUGACCAGAUUCGGGACAUGCUCCCCGAGCUUCCCAGUACAACCAGAGAGAGACUCAUCCAGAAGUAUGGCAUAUUGCCGGAGCACAGCUUCACAUUACUGAAUGAAGUUGGCCUACUGGAAUUCUUCGAAAAUGUGAUAAAAGAAACUAGGGCAGAGCCGAAAAAGGUGACUAACUGGGUCCUGAACAAUUUUCUGGGCUAUUUAAAGCAACAGCACCUUGCUGUGAGUGAGAGUCCUGUCACACCCUCUGCACUCGCUGAGCUCCUCAACCUGCUGGACAGUAAGACAAUUUCUUCAUCAGCAGCUAAACAGGUGUUUGAGGAGCUGUGGAAGGGUGAGGGUAAGACUCCAGCCCAGAUUGUUUCAGAACAGGAGCUGGAACUGAUGCAGGAUCAAGAGGCCCUGGAGCAGCUCUGCCAUGCCGCCAUGGAGGGACACCCCCAAGUGGUAAUAGAUGUGAAGGAGGGAAACCCCAAAGCUAUAAAUAAGCUAAUUGGGUUGGUCCGGAAAGCCAGCCUAAGCCGAGCAGACCCAGUUCUGAUAAAGAAAAUACUGGAGAAGAAGCUGUCCUCGUGAGAUAAGUCCCUCUGCCUGACAGAGGACAGUGCGUCCCCAAGAGCAGCAGCCCGCGAGGACUGGCAUCCCUGUGCUGUACAAGUUGUGUCUCUGUCACUGGCCAGGCCACACCUCCCAGGAGAUGACGUCUUACACUCAUGCUUCUCUCCUGAGACGCUGUGUCCUGAGAGGCAGCUUUAAACCAGCAGCCCUGCCAUCUGCUUCAAUGACUGGAAAGAGUUCCAUGCUGGCGGCAGCCAGGGUUAGGAGAUAGCGUGUUCUACUGUGGAGUGAUUCUAAAUGG
Nannospalax galili (Upper Galilee mountains blind mole rat) is the source of this 2124-nucleotide messenger RNA. RefSeq names its product glutamyl-tRNA amidotransferase subunit B (gene Gatb). Gene Ontology annotation, molecular function: glutaminyl-tRNA synthase (glutamine-hydrolyzing) activity. Lineage: Eukaryota; Metazoa; Chordata; Mammalia; Rodentia; Spalacidae. Gene Ontology annotation, biological process: glutaminyl-tRNAGln biosynthesis via transamidation; mitochondrial translation. The coding region runs from base 45 to 1841 and encodes 598 amino acids. The transcript has 14 exons. The record is from RefSeq and is a predicted model, not a curated record.